CUAAAUGUGAACAGUGGCACACAAGAACCGUUUAAAAACAUUACACAUGCUCUACAGAGCACAAACGCACAUCACAUUUCCAGGGUGUUAUCAGCGUGUGCAGUACACCCUGGCGAGGUUUGAACACAAUUGUAAGGCACACAAUACUGCUUUCUGUACAGAAACAGAUAUCCAUUCAUCUUCCCAUCAAUCCAUUAUCGAUACCCACUUAUUCCUGGGCAGGGUCACAGGGGGUGCUGGAGCCUAUCCCAGCGUGCACUGGGCGAGAGGCAGGAAUGAACCCUGGACAGGUCAGAAACAGAUAUCCAUCUAUUUAAAUGGAUGAAAAUGAACAAAAAAAUCCCAUAUGUAAGCCUUCCCGGUCAGGGCAUCCAUUAAGCACUUUAACAAUGACGUUAUGAGAAUAUUACGACAACAUUCCUGCCUUUCUUAUACACCAGUACCGCCUCUUUUGUAAUUGUUCUGGUAGGUUCUGCUGGUCACUCAAAUCUCAUAAUCUCACCACACUGCUCGCCUGUUUGUGCAUUAGCUGUGACCUUUGACCUUUUUGACGUCAGUCUCUUAUUUCUCCAGCCAGUCCCUUGUUUUUGCCAUUUCUGUGUUCUAGUCCCACGCAGAAAACUGGUGUUCAGAUAGUACUCUAACCACUAAGGUACAGUGCCCAGAAGGCCCGUGGGAUUAUUCAGAGCCGUGAUGCAGGUGAGCCACGCAGGUGACAUCCUGGGCCCCGCCUACCUGGCGGUGGAGUACGUGGACUCUCUGAUACCGCCGAUCCCCAUGCAGGCCUCCAUCCGGAGCGCCUGGAACCACAUGCUGGAGAACUACUCCAGGUUCCAGGUGGCCACGUGCGGCUCGGUCCUCCUCCACGAGCUUGUCUACUUCGCCGUCUGCCUACCCUUCUUCUUCUCCCAGUUCCUGCCGUUCAUGAGGAAGUACAAAAUACAGCAGGAUAAACCGGAGACGUGGGAAAAGCAGUGGAAGUGCCUGAAGAUGCUGCUGCUCUCUCACUUCUUCGUGCAGAUUCCCUUGAUCUGCGGUGCCUACCACUUCACCGAGCUCUUUGGCAUUCCGUACGACUGGGAGUCCAUGCCCCGAUGGCCCUACCUGGUGGUGCAGUGCUACAGCUGCGCAGUCAUGGAUGACACCUGGUUUUACUUCACGCACCGACUCCUCCAUCACAAGAGAAUCUACAGGCACAUCCACAAGGUCCACCACGAGUUCACUGCUCCUUUUGGCAUGCAGGCGGAGUACGCACACCCUCUGGAGACCGUUAUUCUGGGUGCUGGCUUCCUGAUUGGCCCCAUGGUGUUCCGCAGUCACCUGGCUCUGCUGUGGAUCUGGCUUCUGUUCCGUCUGCUGGAAACCGUUGACAUCCACAGCGGAUAUGACCCGCCAGUGAACCCGAUGCACAUCAUUCCCUUCUACGCCGGGACCCAGUUCCACGACUUCCACCACAUGAACUUCGAGGGGAACUACUCCUCCUGCUUCACCUGGUGGGACAAGCUCUUCGGGACAAAUGUGCAGUACAGAGACUUCCAGGAGAGGGCAGCGCAGCAGAAAACCCAGUGACACUGCCACGGGACCGAACGGAGCCUCGUUCACAAAACUAAAACCCUAAAUCAUUCUUACUCUUGUUCUUAAAAAUGUUCCCCACGAAAAACCAACGUGGGAUUCAUGACACAUGUGCAGACCUUUGUGCGUAUCCCAGGCAUAUGAGAUGACGAACGCCGGCUGUCUGUAAAUUUUAUGCGCAGUCCUGUUCAUGUGAUUAGCAUCAGGAGACAGCCAUGAACAAAUACAGAUAAGAAAGAAACGGUGAAUGGCAAAAUGUUAUUGGAAACGUUCUUACACGAAGUUUACAGUAAUGCAGUAAUUUGCAUAAAUGUUGACAUAAAUAUUUUAUUUUGAAACACACACACACAUAUAUAUGUAUAUAUAUAUAUGAAUAUGAAUGUAUCUUAUCAUAUUUAGCUGACAGUAUCUAAUAUUUAGUAUUUGUCAUUCACAACAUAUUCAAAUGGCCUUUAUCCUUUAUUGUGGAAUAUUCACGUCAGAUGUCCUCAGUACUCAAUUGCUUACAUUAAGUUCAGGAGAAACUGUAAUUUCACUGCAUAAGAGUGAUUGAUGGGAAAUGACUGACUGUACUGUAUUUUAGGAAAUGUCCAAGCCUUAUUUCUGUGUUCCUUCUGAAGACUUGCACAUAGAGAGGGAAGAGAAAGUAAUUAAUCUAAAUUAUUAUUGAUUAAUAAAACUAUAGCAGACCAA
Anguilla rostrata (American eel) is the source of this 2265-nucleotide messenger RNA. Its product is annotated as methylsterol monooxygenase 1-like. The transcript is spliced from 6 exons. Lineage: Eukaryota; Metazoa; Chordata; Actinopteri; Anguilliformes; Anguillidae. The record is from RefSeq and is a predicted model, not a curated record. The coding region runs from base 694 to 1569 and encodes 291 amino acids. Gene Ontology annotation, molecular function: iron ion binding; C-4 methylsterol oxidase activity. Gene Ontology annotation, cellular component: endoplasmic reticulum membrane. Gene Ontology annotation, biological process: sterol biosynthetic process.